Cercospora beticola is the source of this 976-nucleotide messenger RNA. RefSeq names its product methylthioribulose 1-phosphate dehydratase MDE1 (gene MDE1). Lineage: Eukaryota; Fungi; Ascomycota; Dothideomycetes; Mycosphaerellales; Mycosphaerellaceae. The record is from RefSeq and is a predicted model, not a curated record. Gene Ontology annotation, cellular component: cytoplasm. Gene Ontology annotation, molecular function: metal ion binding; methylthioribulose 1-phosphate dehydratase activity.
GCCGAAGAAGAUUCUCCCGCAAAACAUGGCAUCCGAAGCAGAGCGGAACACGAUCUCGAACGGAGGCCGCGAUGAACAUGCCCUGGCCAACGAAAAUGACGCCCUGAUCACCUCCACCGAUCCCCACCACCCCGCGAAUCACAUCUGCUCUCUUUGCGUUCAAUUCUAUGGCCACGGCUGGGUGACGGGCACGGGAGGCGGCAUAUCCAUCAAGCAUGGCGAUCGCGUAUACCUUGCGCCGUCCGGCGUGCAGAAAGAGCUCAUGAAGCCUCAGGACAUCUUCGUCAUGGAUUGGGCAACGAAGCAAUACCUUCGUCGGCCACAGGUUCUCAAGCCUUCAGCAUGCACUCCCCUCUUCAUGUCCGCCUACACCAAUCGUGGCGCUGGCGCCUGUAUACACACCCACUCUCAAUGGGCUGUGCUGGUAACACUAAUUUGCGAGGCUGGACUACAAGACCCUGACAACAGAAAUGUUUUUGCGAUGAAAGAGAUUGAACAGAUCAAAGGCAUCUCUCGGGGAGGCACUGGAUCGCAGGAGAUCGCAGAAGGUGGCAGGAAGCUGGGCAAUCUCGGCUACUUUGACACAAUGAAGAUUCCGAUCAUUGAGAACACAGCGCAUGAAGAAGACUUGGAAGAGAGCAUGUCUCAAGCGAUGAAGCAAUGGCCCGAGACGUGCGCUAUCCUGGUGAAGAGACAUGGUGUAUAUGUCUGGGGCAAGGAUGUCGCGCAGGCGAAGACACAAUGCGAGAGCUUGGAUUACCUAUUCCAGCUCGCUGUGGAAAUGCACAAGCUCGGGCUGAAAUGGGUGUAGCGUGCGGAAGUGAGUCAAUGUGAGUUAGAGAUGAUACCCGAACGAUGCUGCUGAUGGACGGCGCAAUAGAGCGUUUGAUUGUAAUGGUAGAGUCCACUUCUCUCGCACUCUCCUUCCAGCGAAAGGUAUGCAAUGACGUUGAGUGUUGCCCUGGCAUGACAGAAG